AUGGAGACCGUCGGUGCGAGCGUACCUGCGGAGGCCCAACGCGACCAAAUAGUAGUGUCCAGGCCCAGUCCCGACUCCGUGGUAGAUGAUGACAGUGAUCGAGAAUCUCGAGGUAGCGUGGCAAGCUCGAGGUCAUCGCCGCCAACCCCAUCGCCGCCAAUUGCACUGCAGGAGAAAGUUGUUCUCAAUGAGCAUGUGAAUAGCACCACUGCACACAAGCGCAAACGAUCUGACAGCGAUCAUCUUGAACACAAUUCGCCACAGCGGCCACUGGCAUGGACUCAAAGAGAGCAAGGGCCAGGCCAUGUCGCCAUUCCGGCCUCAAGCACUUCGAUGACGAGAGGGCCAGGCCCGGGUCAUAUCGUUACUCCGGCCUCGACCACCUCAAUCCAGACUGACACUAGUAUAUGGACGCGUGUGGGGCCAGGGAACAGUCCUCCCACACCAGAUACACCCGGUGCAGUUCACGCAGACGAGGACUGGGAUGUAGAGGACGACGCCGCGGAGUCUACCUAUCGUCAUGAGCCAAAUGGUACAGGGAAAAGGAAGCGAAACUUUUCUCGUAGAACCAAGGAUGGCUGCAAGACUUGUCGAAGACGGAAGAAAAAAUGCGAUGAAGCUAAGCCAUUCUGCGAGAAUUGCGCAAAAUCUGGCAACACCUGCGAAGGUUACGCUCCCAAGGGCUACAAUGGUCGGUCUCUUGCCCAAAAAAUCCCGGUGCCGCUAGUAUCCAAAAGUGCACCACCGACAGAUGUCGCUGACACUGGUCUUCCAAACAUGGUCGGCCGGACCUGGAACGGAGCAGGGUCGAGCGCGAGGGGAGCUGUAACCCAGCAAAAUUACCAACCAAGAUCAAUGCCACACGCGACUGAUGGUGUGUCAAACGGACAGCACGACCAUGGUCCGGCCGCGGGUCUGGAUCAGCAACCGCUAUGGCCACAACAUGGUCCAAGGCCCUCCUCGUCAACAAACGGAUAUACAAAUGGAUAUACAAACGGACAUCUGCCUCCACCGCACCGACUCCAGCGCGGAGAACAUACUGCUAUUUCGUCUCCUGCCCAAGACAUGCGACCAGCAUCGUCAAGACCACCAUCAACAACCUUGCCACCUCUCGCAGCCAUGGCGCAACAGGGUCAACCACCACCUCCACCGACUACAGCAGCUAGCCAUCACUCUGCCAACCCCAACAUAUCACCGCCACCGCCACCUGCCGGACACGUUCACCAGCCCGCACCCCACUCCCGACAGCCGUCCUAUGCUCCGUCUCAUAUGUCGUCUGGUGGAGCUUCUGAGUAUCGUCAUACGCCGCCUGCUUCCGCACCAGUCUCUCGUCAUGGCCGCCACGCGUCUACCUACCACCCAGCUCCACCGUCUGGCAUGUCAUCUCUCAACAGCCCUGCACACACGUCUCAUCCGCCGAUACCCGAGCCCUCACCGAUCAACGCCGCCUUCAACGCAAGUGCUGGGACGUCGUCGGGCAGCGGUUCUCUUCCUCCUAUUCUUCCUCCUCCUCCAACCUCGCAGUUUCUGCCUACUGCCCAGUACGAGAUCGCAAAGUCUCGUAUGCUGCGUGGCGCGCCUUAUAAUGCCCUUGACAACUACCUCAUGGCCGAAAGACAACGCUGUGAAGCUGCCUGCGAGCGCUUCAACAACAAACUGAAAGAGAAACCCCUGAACGCCCAAGCUCGCGCGGCUCAUGCUUCUGUUACUGGCUCCUCAGCUUUUGGCAGUGAAAGCGGCCGUUCGCCGUCACGCUUCACCAAUGCGAACGACGCGCUUAUCGCGAUUGUGGAUCCCACAGCAGAUCCAUCGUCCGGUCCACAUGUGAUCCCCCAGAAAGGGAUCCUCACCUAUGGUGUUGUUGUUGACACCGGAUUCCAAUGCUCGUAUGGCUAUAACUUGCGACUGAUGGAGAGCUGUUAUAUACGACGAGAUGUGUUUAUUGACGAUUCAGCAGUCGUGGAGAUUGGCGCGCGUUGUGUUAUUGGUACAGGAACGCGAAUAGAAACGAGCAGUCCGUGUCUCGAGCGCGUCGCACGCGAUGGCGCUAACACCGAGAUGGUUGCCAAACCUGUGAUCAUAGAAACGGAAGUGAUUGUUGGUGGUGGUUGUUUCAUUAUCGGUGGAGUACGCAUUGGAAAAGGCGCGACUAUCAAGCCGUUCUGUAACGUUGACAGAGAUGUGCCCGAUGGCGUCGUCUUCGAGUGGCGUAAGAAGCUAGGGAGAUGUGGAUGGGCAGAAGAGGAGGAAGAAGAGGAAAGCGAACAAACGCUGGAAGAUAGGCUCGUGGGGUUUUCGAAGCACGACAAGGACGAAGCAAUUAAUUGGGUGGUCGAGAUCCUGGAGCAGAAAGAGAAGAGGCGGCGUGAGCAGAGGAAAGAGGAAAGACGAGAGGAGCGUGAACGUAGGGAGAUGGAGAGGGACGCUCGAGGCGGUGGCUCGCUGACGCAGGCACAAAGCUACCCUCAUCUGCCACCACCGCGCCAAAGUGAGAACGAGAUGAGGGCGUGGGAGGUAGAACGAGAGCGAUCUCGUGCAACGGAGGCCGCCCAGCAAGCGCCGGCACGAGACCCUCGCGAUGAACGAUGGGGCGAGCAGCACCGCGAGCUGACCCAUGAGCAUCGGCGGCAUGAGCAUGGUGGUGAUGAUGAGCACGAAUACUAUCGUGCCUGA
Molecule: messenger RNA, 2673 nt
Organism: Cyphellophora attinorum
Lineage: Eukaryota; Fungi; Ascomycota; Eurotiomycetes; Chaetothyriales; Cyphellophoraceae
Product: putative transcriptional regulatory protein
Exons: 3
Coding region: 1-2673 (890 amino acids)
Biological process (GO): regulation of DNA-templated transcription
Molecular function (GO): DNA-binding transcription factor activity, RNA polymerase II-specific; acetyltransferase activity; zinc ion binding
Source: RefSeq, a predicted model, not a curated record